AUGGUCGACGACUUUGCUUCUUCUAUCAUCCCUUCUGGCCAUGGCGCUGGUUCCAAGCACUGUAACAUGCUCGUCCAUGAUUGUAUCCUGCACGGAGAGCAAGCAGUGGCAGCAAGCAUUGGAGAUUCUGAACUUCUCACCAAUGAGCCUUUGUAUUGUGUCAACAGCAUCAUGGCCGUGAGCAGCUGGAUUGAAGUUCUACAGCUUCUGACGGCGAUGGAGUCCUCGCAUGUUCGGCCGGACAUGGUGAGCUUGCGCAAUGUAGUGGAAUCAUCGAAGUCGUCGGCAUGGACGUCUUCCUUGAGCACGGCUGUCUCCAUGAAGAACCGCGCCAUUUCAUCACAUCAGGAUGCAUCCUGGGGUGGCAUGUUUCUCAGAUGCAUUGGAAGUGAUUUGAGUACCACACCCAAGAUGUUGGUUGGAACCGGCUCGCGCUGGGCCUGGGUCCUUUCCAAUGUCUUGCAGCUGAUGUGUGUGGGGCGGGUUGAGCUGGGCCAUGUGAUGAGUGUCUUGGAGAUGGCCAAGCAGUGGCAACAAGCACUGGCGCUGUUGAGGGCCGCCCCAGUCUCGGUGGCCGGUGCCUUGCUGGAUAACAUGGCUGUGAAUUGCGUGAGUCGAGCUUGUGCGGACGCUUUGCGGUGGAAAGACUCGUUGUGGUUGCUCCACUCCACCGUGGACAGCUCCAUGGGGCAUGACAUCAGCUUCAAUAGCGCCAUCUCAGCUUGUGGAGCGAGCCGACAUUGGCAACUUGCCUUGCUUCUUCUCCACAGUAUGCUUGAUGGGGUCCUGUUGCCCACUGUGGUCAGCUAUGGUGCUGCUGUCGCUGCUUGUGAGUUCGAGUGGGAGGUUACAAUGCACCUGCUUUGCACGAUGUCCAGAGCUUUGAUUCGAGCUGAUGCCUAUGCCGAAAGCAGCGCCAUGACCUCGUGCUUGAGAGGCCGACAAUGGGAAGUCUCCUUGCAGCUUGGCACCUGUGGCGAUGAAGUGGUCGGUUCUGUGGCGAUUGCAGCUUGUGCAGCAGGUUUGUGCUGGCACAGGGCACUUGAAAUCAGUAGGAUGUUCACAUCCCACAUUUGUCAAAAUGCUGCUGUGGAUGCUUGUGCUUUGGGGAAAGCCUGGCGCUCCGCAGUGUGGCUCCUUUGUGGUGCGUUGCGGCCAUCGUUGUUUGCGGUCAACAGUGCAUUGAAAGGGCUCUCCGCCAAGGGCUUGUGGCGCAAGAGCUUAUGCACCUUUGCAACAGCCCCGUUCCCUGAUGUGACCACAUGCAGUUUGGCGGUUUUGGCAUGCGAGUCGGGGCAACACGCUGCCAUCCUCCAAGUGACCGAAGAAUUGCACUGGAAAGCUACCCAAGCGUUGAGCAAAGCAUGCGUGCACUUGUGUCAUUGGAUCAUGGAUCGUAAACAUGGUUCCAACACGUUGAGCAAAGCAGACGGCCGGAAAACCCUUUUGGUCCAAGGCCAAAACCCUGAAUGCAGCUUGUUUGCUGGUUGUUUCUUCCUGCGAGGCGGUUGCCUGUGA
Molecule: messenger RNA, 1518 nt
Organism: Durusdinium trenchii
Lineage: Eukaryota; Dinophyceae; Suessiales; Symbiodiniaceae
Source: the annotation of a GenBank genome assembly